Molecule: messenger RNA, 303 nt
Organism: Blastomyces dermatitidis ER-3
Lineage: Eukaryota; Fungi; Ascomycota; Eurotiomycetes; Onygenales; Ajellomycetaceae
Exons: 3
Coding region: 1-303 (100 amino acids)
Source: RefSeq, a predicted model, not a curated record
AUGGGUGGGGAGACCACGGCGCGGCAGGGGGAGGGAAAAUGUUUGGCCCUUAUGAGUAUCGUGCAUUCGAGGCGGAAGGAGGACGGAAGGAAGAACGCUACUGUUUAUGGAAUAUGCAGCGAUGGUGUCGAGUUCUAUUUCCUCCGAAUUGAUCACGACUCUAAGUAUUCGAGAAUUGGUUCAGGACUUGACUGGAACUGGGGGAAAUCGUCCGAGAUCAUAUCCCACAUACGUAACAUUAUGCGAUUAGCGCUUGAAGGCACACCGAUGUCCACGUCGACAAGGGUUGAUCAGUUUCCAUGA